Molecule: messenger RNA, 2064 nt
Organism: Aspergillus mulundensis
Lineage: Eukaryota; Fungi; Ascomycota; Eurotiomycetes; Eurotiales; Aspergillaceae
Product: peroxisomal copper amine oxidase
Exons: 3
Coding region: 1-2064 (687 amino acids)
Biological process (GO): amine metabolic process
Molecular function (GO): copper ion binding; primary methylamine oxidase activity; quinone binding
Source: RefSeq, a predicted model, not a curated record
AUGGUCCUCGACAGACUAAAGCAAUUGACCCUGCAGGUCAGCGCUUCUUCACCUCCUCCUCACCCCUUCGACCCUCUCUCAACCACCGAGAUCGACACGGCUGUUGCGCUCAUCCGCAAGGAGCAUGGCAAUGUCAACUUCAAUGCCGUCACACUCUACGAGCCACGCAAGGAGCAGAUGUUGGCAUGGUUGGCAAACCCUGAGUCUCCCCGUCCUACUCGUGCUGCCGAUAUUGUUGCUAUUGCUCCAGGCGGCAAGAUCUACGAUGGUGUCGUCGACCUUGAUGCGAAGAAGAUUGUUGAGUGGAAGCACACCCCCGGCGUGCAGCCGCUGAUCACCAUGGAGGAUUUGCAAGAGGUCGAGUUCGUUGUGCGCAAGGACCCCAAGGUCAUCGAGCAGUGUGGAAUUCUUGGUAUUCCCCCGCAGGAUAUGGACAAGGUUUACUGUGACCCAUGGACUAUCGGAUACGACGAGCGCUUUGGCACGGACGUUCGUCUGCAGCAAGCUCUGAUGUACUACCGGCCCCACGUUGACGACUCGCAAUACACAUUCCCGCUGGACUUCUGCCCGAUUUACAACGCCGAGACGAAGCAGAUCAUUCACAUUGAUGUCCCACCUGUACGGCGACCUCUGAGCAAGGCUGCGCCCAACAACUACCACGUCGCCUCAGUCGAGCAAGAAGGUGGCUACAGGACAGACCUGAAGCCAAUUCACAUCACCCAGCCCGAAGGUGUCUCUUUCAACAUCGAUGGACGUAGCAUCAAGUGGCAAAAUUGGAGCAUCCACGUCGGCUUCAACUACCGCGAAGGUAUCGUCCUGAACAACAUCACCUACAACGACAAGGGCAACAUCCGUGACGUCUUCUACCGACUCUCCCUCGCCGAGAUGGUUGUCCCAUACGGCAACCCCGAGCACCCCCACCAGCGCAAGCACGCCUUUGACCUGGGCGAGUACGGCGCCGGCUACAUGACCAACUCCCUCUCCCUCGGCUGCGACUGCAAGGGCGCAAUCCACUACAUGGACGCGGCCUUCGUCAACCGCGCCGGCGCCAGCACAAUCGUCAAGAACGCCAUCUGCAUCCACGAAGAAGACGCCGGCAUCCUCUUCAAGCACACCGACUUCCGCGACGAGUCCACCAUCGUUACCCGAGGCCGCAAGCUCAUCAUCUCCCAGAUCUUCACCGCCGCCAACUACGAGUACUGCGUCUACUGGAUCUUCCACCAGGACGGCACCGUCCAGCUCGACAUCAAGCUGACCGGCAUCCUAAACACCUACUCCAUGAACCCCGGCGAGGACACCCACGGCUGGGGAACCGAAGUCUACCCCGGCGUCAACGCCCACAACCACCAGCACCUCUUCUGCCUCCGCGUUGACGCAAACGUCGACGGUCCAAACAACACCGUCUUCCAGGUCGACGCCGUCCGCGGAGCCGGCGAGGUCGGCAGCGCAGAGAACAAAUACGGCAACGCCUUCUACGCAAAGAAGACCAAGUUCAGCACCCCCACAGAGGCAAUGUCCGACUACAACGGCGCCACCAGCCGCACCUGGGAAAUCCAAAACACAAACAAGAUCAACCCCUACAGCAAGAAGCCCGUCUCCUACAAGCUCGUCAGCCGCGAAGUCCCUCCCCUCCUACCCAAAGAGGGCGGUCUCGUCUGGAAGCGCGCCGGUUUCGCUAGACACGCCGUGCACGUUACAAAAUACUCGGACGACCAAGUCCACCCCGCCGGCCGCCACGUCCCACAGACCUCAGGCGAGCCCUCGCAGGGUCUCCCCAUGUGGAUCGAAGAAGCAGGCCCCAACUGCUCGAUCGACAACACCGACGUCGUCCUCUGGCACACCUUCGGCCUCACGCACUUCCCCACGCCGGAGGAUUACCCCGUCAUGCCGGCGGAGCCCAUGACUGUGCUUCUCCGCCCGCGCAACUUCUUUACCCGCAACCCGGUCCUCGAUGUCCCGCCGAGCUUUGCGCGCACGCCGUCGCAGGUUGCGGCGGCGUCUGGGGCUUGUGGGUGUACCGGGAGUAAGAAGAGCUCGCCGGAUGGGUCGAGUGUUUAUGUUUAG